This is a messenger RNA of Cricetulus griseus (Chinese hamster), 2386 nucleotides long. The record is from RefSeq and is a predicted model, not a curated record. NCBI's taxonomy places the organism in Eukaryota, Metazoa, Chordata, Mammalia, Rodentia, Cricetidae.
GUUCAGCCUAGUAGUAAAACUGACCAAAAGCCAUGCACAAAACUACCUCCCCAGAGGAAGGCUGGUCCCCUCCCCUCCCUACCGAUUCGUCAUGAACAUGGCUCCAGACAGUGUCUUCCUGUCCAAGCUGAUGAAGAGUGCCGACACCUUUGAAUUGAAGUACGACUUUUCAUGUGAGCUGUACCGUUUGUCCACGUACUCAGCUUUCCCCGCUGGAGUUCCUGUAUCGGAAAGGAGCCUGGCUCGUGCUGGCUUUUACUACACGGGUGUCAACGACAAAGUCAAGUGCUUCUGCUGCGGCCUGAUGCUGGACAACUGGAAACAAGGCGACAGUCCUGUGGAAAAGCACAGGCAGCUGUACCCCAGCUGCAGCUUUGUUCGAACUCUGAAUCCAGCCGGCAGUCUGGAAACCAGCCCUCAGCCGCCUCUUCUGUCUGCAGAGCCAAGCGCCGUGCCUUCAUUAUUUGCAAGUUUGGAGAACACUGGUUAUUUCAGUGGCUCUUAUUCAAGCUUUCCCUCGGAUGCUGUGAACUUCAGAGCAAAUCAAGAUUGCCCUACUUUGAGGACAAGUCCCUACCACUUUGCAAUGAAUACGGAGAAGGCCAGAUUACUCACCUAUCAAACGUGGCCAUUGUCCUUCCUGUCACCAGCUGAGCUGGCCAGAGCCGGCUUCUACUAUGUAGGACCUGGAGACAGGGUGGCCUGCUUUGCGUGUGGUGGGAAACUGAGCAACUGGGAACCGAAGGAUGACGCUAUGUCAGAGCAUCGGAGACAUUUUCCCAAUUGCCCAUUCUUAAAAGAUCCGAGUCAAUCCGCUUCAAGAUACUCUGUCUCUAACCUGAGCAUGCAGACACACGCAGCACGAGUUAGGACGUUCUUUAACUGGCCUCCCAGUGCUCCCGUUCAUCCUCAGCAACUUGCAAGUGCCGGCUUUUAUUACACAGGACACAGUGAUGAUGUCAAAUGCUUUUGCUGUGAUGGCGGGCUGAGAUGCUGGGAGUCUGGAGAUGACCCCUGGGUGGAGCACGCCAAGUGGUUUCCAAGGUGUGAAUACUUGAUAAGAAUCAAAGGACAAGAGUUUGUUGGCCAAGUUCAAGCUGGGUACCCUCAUCUACUUGAACAGCUAUUAUCUACCUCAGACACCCCAGAAGACGAGAGCGCAGAGUCACCAAAGUUCAGCGUCAAAUCCUGGCCACUGGCGAGAACUACAGGACCGUCAGCGACCUCGUGAUAGGCUUACUUGAUGCGGAAGACGAGAUAAGGGAGGAGCAGAAGGAGCAGGCAGCCGAGGAAAUAGAGUCAGAUGAUCUGACAUUAAUCCGGAAGAACAAGAUAGGGCUUUCUCAACAUUUGACAUGUGUGAUGCCAAUCCUGGAUUGUCUCCUAAGUGCCAGGGCAAUCUCUGAACAGGAGUACGAUGCUGUUAAACAGAAACCACAGACCUUGCAAGCAAGAACCCUGAUUGAUACUGUGUUGGCGAAAGGAAACACUGCAGCAACAUCAUUCAGAAACUCCCUUCAGGAAAGUGACCCUGUGCUAUACAAAGAUUUAUUUGUGCGACAGGACGUCAGGCGUCUUCCCACAGAUGACAUUGCAGCUCUACCAAUGGAAGAACAAUUGCGGAAGCUACAGGAAGAAAGAACUUGCAAAGUGUGUAUGGACAGAGAGGUGUCCAUCGUGUUCAUUCCCUGUGGCCAUCUGGUUGUGUGCAAAGACUGUGCGCCCUCUCUGAGAAAGUGCCCCAUCUGCAGAGGUACCAUCAAAGGCACAGUGCGCACAUUUCUCUCCUAAAUGGGACCGAUGAUCCAUGGCUGAGAUGACAGCACGUGGGAGGUGGAAGCAGGAAGAGCAGAAGUUCAAGGUCAUUGUCAGCUACCUAUGGAACUUGAGACAAGCCAGGACUGCAUGAGAUACCACCUCAGAAUAAAUCGGCAAACACACGGACAAAUGAAAAAAAUGAGGGAAAAAGAAAAGUGUUGCCUAAACUCAAGAAAGAAUGGAUUAAAUAUAUAAUACUUUUAACUCUUACACUGAUUUGGUAUUCUUAAAAGUGCUAUUUAUUUCCAAAUCAGAAGGCCAUUUACUGUAAACAUAUUUAUGUAAUAUCUGCAUCUGAAGCACAUUUAGGUGCACAUUCAGAUGCCAAGAGACAGGGCUCUGUUCUUGACCCUGAAAAGCAGAUUGCCUACAUUCCUGAAAUUUUCACGGAAGACUUACGAUGUUGGCAUUUGUGGCUUAGAAUUUGAAAUCUUUCGAGUUGCUUUAAGAACUGGGAACACAGAGUUUCUACUUCUUUUUUAAGUGUUUUAUUUAUUGAAUGACAUAUUAUGGAUAUGGAAUUUUUAUAAAGAUUUUGUGAGGAAAAAUUAAUAAAACAACAAAAUUA